AUGAACAACAAUAACGAAACGGUAUCUAUCUCACGCGCGGCGUCCACGCGCUCGCGUUCCUCCAAACGCGGCUCUACGAUCUCGCGCAGCCAGAGCCUCGUCAAGCGCCAGAUCCAAGGCGGGAACGAUCUCAAGCCGAGCGACGUGCUCAUCGAGCGCUUCGUCGCGUGGAAGACGAUCGUCAAGCAGCUCAUAGCCUACUUCGAGGGUGUCGCGGACAUUGAGAACAAUACGGCGAAGGAGUUGACGAAGCUCGGCGCUGUUAUCCAAGUGCCGUUUAGGUCUGGUAAUCAGUUCUUGGGCGAGGGCGGGUUGCAGGACGUAUUCUAUGGGAUUAGGGACAAGACGCGGAUCAUUGCCGACCAACACGCCAAUCUGGGUCGCACCGUUGACUCCUCAAUCGUCCAGCACCUGCAGAAACUUAGGACGGAGAUCAAGGCGCACAUCAAGAACAUUCAGAAUGAUACGGGCAGGCUUGCGACGAGCGUGGCGAAGGAGCGCGAGCUGUCGAGUAAGCUCAUCAGCGAGCUCUCGACCAACAUCUCCGUAUUCAAGAAUACGCCUCUUCAUGUGACGUCCAAGAGCGACCCCUACAUCGCCAACGCAGCCGUCUCCCGCCAACUCGCCAAACAGGUCCACGAAGAAAACGCGCUCCAGAAGUCGAUCAUCAUCAUGCAGCAGAACUCCGCGCACUUCGAAGAGGGCAUCGUGCGCGCGAUCCAGUCCGCCUGGCAGACGUUCGACGAGUGGCAGAGCCGCAUGUCCACGGCCGUGCAGGAGACAUGGCAGACGCUCGGCGGGCACAUGGCGAGCCUGCAGCCCGACCAGGAGUGGAUCGCGUUCAGCGCGCGCUCGGACCACCUGCUCGACCCCGAGACGCCGCUGCGGAACCCGGAGCACAUCAACUACCCCUCGAAAGAGGACCCCGCGGUGCUGCCCGUGCACACGGGCUACAUCGAGCGCAAGAAGCGCUUCACGCGGACGUACAGGGAGAGCUACUACGUGCUCACCGCCGCCGGGUUCCUGCACGAGUUCUCUUCUUCGGACCCUUCGGUGGGCACGAGCCCGACGUUCAGCCUGUUCUUGCCCCUGUGUACGCUCGGGCCGGCGAGCGCGCCGAACGCGCGCAGCCACAAGUUCCACAUCGAGGGCGGGCGCGACGGGCAGGGCACGACGAAGAGCGGCUCGAUACGCCAGAAGAUGGGUAUGAAGUCGAGCAGCGGGCACGCGUGGAGCUUCCGCGCGCGCUCGCACGACGAGAUGAUGGAGUGGUGGAACGAUAUCAGGAUGCUUUGUGCGCGGUACCUCGUCGCGAGCGAGCAUAUGGAGAGGGCGGGCCCGGUGCAUGCUGCGGUGCGCGCGGCGGGGUACGAGACGGAGGAGGGCGAGACGGAUGAGGAGGGGAGCAGUGUUGAGGAAGAAGAAGAGGAUGAGGAUGAGGAAGGCUUGUAUGAGGAGGCCAGGGAUGUGGGGGUUGAUAGGGAGGAGGAGAGUCUGCCGAGUUAUUCGCAUCAUGGGCAUGCGGAGAACGGGUACACUAACGAGAAGAAAGGUGGUAUGCCAGGCGGCCUCCCCGACGCCGACGGCGCAGGUCCCGGUGCAGACGGCGUAGGUCGCAGGCUGAGCAAGCGCCAGCAGGAGAAGGCGCCUGAGGGACGCGAGCCGCGGGUGGCGGAUGAGGACGGCGCGGGACCGGCGGAGGUCGAGACGUCGACGGAGCACGGUCAGUGA
Molecule: messenger RNA, 1731 nt
Organism: Peniophora sp. CBMAI 1063
Lineage: Eukaryota; Fungi; Basidiomycota; Agaricomycetes; Russulales; Peniophoraceae
Source: the annotation of a GenBank genome assembly